AGCGACAGCGAUAUUUCUUUGGGUUAAUUAGGAGGAAUUUGGGUUUCGUGGUUAUUUCAAAUCAAAAGAGCAAGGAUUCACUAUUUUUCAGUUUUCACACUACUUGCGCUUCUUUGCCAUUAAGGUUGGUCGAAGAUUCUAGAAGGUCUUUAAAGUUUCUGCUGCCAUCUCAACUCUUCAUCCUCUUCCUUCUACCCUAACACCGAACUUGAGCUUGACUUCACUGAAUCUCAGACGGAGACGCAGAGGCAGGGGCAGAAAGGGUAAAUCAAUAAACUGAAUUGAAGAUGGGAAGACCAAGGUGCUUUUUGGACAUUAGCAUUGGCGACGAGUUAGAAGGAAGAAUAGUGAUUGAACUCUUCGAUGACGUGGUUCCCAAAACCGCUGAGAAUUUUAGGGCUCUCUGCAUUGGCAACAAAGGCAUUGCUCCUAACACUCACGUCCCCCUUCAUUUCAAGGGUUCUUGCUUUCACCGUGUUAUUAAGGGCUUUAUGAUCCAAGGAGGUGAUAUAUCUGCUGGAGAUGGUACUGGAGGAGAGUCGAUUUAUGGACUGAAGUUUGAAGAUGAAAAUUUUGAGUUGAAGCAUGAAAGGAAAGGGAUGUUAUCCAUGGCGAAUUGUGGUCCCAAUACAAAUGGGUCUCAAUUUUUUAUCACAACUACCCGAACUCCUCAUCUAGACGGCAAACAUGUUGUAUUUGGGAAGGUAGUCAAAGGAAUGGGAGUAGUCCGCUCGGUUGAGCAUGUGACAACUGGAGAUAAUGAUUGUCCUACACUUGAUGUUAAAAUCGUGGAUUGUGGGGAAAUUCCUGAAGGAGAAGAUGAUGGAAUACUUGACUUUUUCAAGGAUGGUGAUACUUUCCCUGAUUGGCCAGCAGACCUUGACGAGAGACCUGAUGAGCUUCAGUGGUGGAUGAAUGCUGUAGACUCUAUUAAAACUUUUGGAAAUGGGUAUUACAAGAAACAAGACUAUAAAAUGGCUCAAAGAAAGUAUCGCAAGGCUUUGCGCUACUUGGAUGUUUGUUGGGAGAAAGAAGGGAUUGAUGGAGGUAUGCUAGCUUUUCCUACAAAUGAAUGAAUGGAUUGUAUAGCCUGUAAAUUAAAAUUAGGAGAUCUUAAAGGAGCAUUAUUCGAUGCUGAGUUUGCACUGCGUGAAGAGGACAACAAUGUCAAAGCAUUAUUCCGGCAAGGACAGGCACAUAUGGCACUCCAUGACAUAGAUGCUGCAGUUGAAAGCUUUAAAAAUGCACUGGUCUUAGAGCCAAAUGAUGCUGGGAUUAAGAAGGAACUUGCUGCUGCCAGGAAGAAGGUUGCUGAUAGGCGUGACCAGGAGAAAAAGGCAUAUAGCAAGAUGUUUCAAUAAGCAUUUCCCGUAGGCUAAGCAAGGCUCAACUUCAAGGGUGGAAAGCUGCAUGGAAUGCAAAAGAUACUAUCUUGAUCCCAUCGUUAUUAGAAGUACCAGAAAUUAAACUGAGGACUAACAAGUGGAUUAUGGAUUGUUACUAUUCUUAGAUGAAAUUUUCUGCUAACAAUUUUGCCUUGGUGAUUCUAUUUUUUGAAAAGCUCUGGGUCAUCAAAAUUCCCAAGUUCGGUUUUUGUACACUUCUCAUUUUAUGAUUUAAGAUAAUUACCGAGUUACUUAAAGAUCAUAUUAGGAAUUUAGUCUCUGAAAAAUGCA
Molecule: messenger RNA, 1676 nt
Organism: Arachis ipaensis
Lineage: Eukaryota; Viridiplantae; Streptophyta; Magnoliopsida; Fabales; Fabaceae
Source: RefSeq, a predicted model, not a curated record